UUAAACUAUUGUUGGACCCCUUGUAAGCCGCACGGUAUCUGACAAACACAGAAGAAGAUUAGACAAAUUUUCGGCGUUACUUUCUGAUUUUGUUGACUAUUUUGUAGUUAUAGAGAGUUAUUCGGAAAUUUGUUUCUACCAAUGUCGAAAGUUGUUACCGAAGACGACAUCCCGGUUGGAUAUUCGUCGGAGCCAGAUGAUGAGUACGAAGAGUUUGAAAAAAAUGCACCUGUGUCCAAUGACACGUCCGAGCUCUAUGUUGGUAACACAGGCAAGGUUUCCGCCAGCAAAUUUUACAAUUUAUUCAGGUCCUAUGGCCAUAUAACGGAUAUGAAUAUUUGGCGUUCGCACAAUCAUUUGUAUCACGCUCGUAUAAUAUACAAACAAGGUUUGCCUGUUGCUAGAAAAGUAAUCACGGAGCUGAACGGAAAAUUCUACAACGGGAAAAGGUUACGUCUAACACUCGUGAAGGAUAAAGUUGCUCUUAACUUUCCAGCAGCGCUUCGCAUCGAUGAUAUAUGUGCAGGAUGCACCGAAGAGGAUAUCUACGAGCACUUUUCACAAUGUGGUGUGAUUCUAUUCGUUAUUAAAAUUGGACUCUCAGCAUAUGUUCAGUUUAAAUUAGAUUCAUCAGCCAGUACUGCGAUGAUGCUGGAAAUGAUUCUCAACGGAGAUCCGUAUACAAUUACGAGAAUUGCCCACGAUGAUCGAGUGGAUCAUAUACAAUUGUUAGAAAACAUGAAACAAAUCAAACAUCGCAAACCCUUUGUGAUGGUGGAAAAUUUUCCACGCCUCGGACCAGAAGUACCGCUUCAUCAUUAUAAAGCUUGUUUUGAGAAAGUGGGGCUUGUUGAACAUUUCAAAAUAGCUCCAACUGGAACCGAAACGGUAACGCUAGCAUUAGCGAUGGCCAAAAGUAAGGAUCGAAUUGUGGUGAUCGAAAAAUUUAACAAUUCAAUGAAAGACAACAAUCUGCUGAAACUGUACAUGGUUCCCGGUAGGGCAGUGAUGACAAUCCAUCAUGCUACAAUGUUUGCAUCGGCUAAGGCAACAAUUGUGGUGUCCGGUCUUCCACCCUUUUAUAAAGACUACGAUGUCUGUAUGUUGUUUAAAAAAUGUGGUGAAAUCAAUUUUCUUGAAAAAUUCGAUGGUAAGUGGUUAAUCGCUUUCGAGAAUCAGUCGGCAGUAUCAUUGGCAAAUUUCUACCACUUCAUGAUUAACAGACAACGACUAGUGAUUCAUAGUUUAACUCCAGAAACUGUACCAGGAAAUACGACUGUCCAAUUACGUGAUUAUGAAGAACCCGAAACAAAAGAGCCAAACACGAAUGCCUCUUCACGCACCAAUCAAGCGGAUGAGUUUCUGUUGAACGCGAUGCGAUCAAUGGAUGAGCAAAUCAAAAUGAAUCCCGGAACACAACAACAGAAGAAUGGCAACGCGUCCAUCGCUCGGCCAGGUCAAACGACCAACAAACCUGUGCUACCCAAGACUCCGAACACAUCGAACAGUACCGUUAUCAUGCCACAUUCGCAAAAUGCUCUAAAACGAUCAGCCGAACCAGUGAAGUCCAGUGCGAAUGAACAGACUCAAUUAUCAUCGGACGAGGUUGAAGAAACUACAGGUCGUAUCUUGCAUCGAUUGAGUACUAGCAUUUACAUUGGAAAUCUCGCCAAAGGGCUCACCGAAAACGAUCUUUGCGAGUUGUUCGAAGGCAAAGAACUCGCCAAUGUGCUCCUGUACUGCAGCAGAGAUUCGUACUACCCUAGCGCGGUGGGGUACGUAGAAUUUGUCCAGCGAGCAGAUUAUAAAUAUGCCAUUGAUCAUAACCACGACCGCUACAGAGGCAAACGCGUUACUAUUUUGCGUUGCCGUGGCAAAGAGGGCUUCACACCGGAGCAGGGUUUUAUGGUGAAGAACUUGACUUCAAAUAUCAGCGAAGAAGGUUUAUGGGAAGAAAUCGAAAAAGUGUUGGGCCCCAACACAGUCGACGAUAUCAUCAAACCGGCCCAUCAUUACGCAUAUGCCAGCCUCCGGAAGGGUAUUUCACUAGAUGAAGCCGUCAAUCAGCUUCGUGAAGCUUUCGUGCGGUUCAAAAUCGAUGUGUACCCUCUGUAUUUAAAAGUACCAAAACGACUGAUACCGAUUGGGCCCAGCCCGGAAACGGUAGAAACAAUUCGAAGGCUUGAGGGCCAGAAAACCCCCAGCGAGAUGGAAAUCCCUGCCGAUACCCAGAACGCUAAUAAAUUAUUCAUUGGCAACAUUCCCCGUGAUGCAGCGGCAGAAGAUGUUAUCGACUAUUUCAACAACUUUGGCAACGUUAUUGAUUACAGUCCUAUCGAGAAGAAAAGUUGCUAUUUGCGAAAAUCGGCAAUCAUUAGUUUCUCGAAUUCCGACCACGCUCAAAAUGCUUACCGACGUGUCGGGCACUUUUUCGAGGGAUGUAAAUUAAUCGUUCAUCCAAUGGAGUAUCCUCCGUAUCAAUAUAAGGAUGAAACGCCAAUACUAACGGUUAAAUCUCACAGUCCAUUUCUAACUUGCGACGAAGUGUUCAAUGCAUUAGCGCCACACUUGAGAGGUAUGCGUGUUAUGCGGUUUGAUGCGGACGAUGAUCGUGCAAACUUCAUAGUGAAAUAUUUUGAGACGACUGAUGAAAAAUCACUUCCAAAUUUACUGCAAUUGCAGUUCAUAAACGAUGAGGCUGUUGUGAUUUUGGAUGGUUUUGAUCUGACGCCACCCACAGACGACGAAGCGCGCGAGAGUCGAAAGAUUUCUGAUUCUUUGACCCGACGACUCAAGGAAAACUUACUCAGUUAUAUAGUACACAAAGAGAACAUCAAAGAAGAUAUGGAAAUCGAUACGAGGCAGAGCAGGGAACAAGAUGUUCCGUUCGGGAGUUUCUACAAUGACAAUGCAAUACAAGUAAAUAAUGUCUCGUUGGAUACUACACUGGAGAAUAUUCGUGAUUUGUUCUACAAAUGCGGUAAUAUAAUCGACUAUCGAGGAUUGAUCCUGGAGGACGAUAACAGCAAAAUUUGCUACGUAAAGUUUGACACUGACCUGGCAGCUGACUUAGCCUGUACAUACAAUCAACGGUUGGUAAAUGGCAAACGAAUCCUGGUACAUCUAUGUAAAGAAACCGUACGCGUUGAACGGAACCGAUCUAUUCUUGUGGAACGCCUCAAUCCUCAAAAUACCGCUGAACAAGUGUAUGAAGCACUUAGCGGACUUGGAAUGAUCAAGUAUGUACACAAGCAAACUCCAUUUACAGCAAUCGUGUGCUUCAAAGAUCAGGACAGUAAGGAAGAGGCAAUCAGCACAAGACAAAGUGUGAAGUAUGGUCCAUUCGUUAUCGACCAUCUGUAUGAAGACUACGACCCUCGCUUCUUCAGAAAUUUCACCGCCACUGAGGAGUUUAUUGCACUAGACGUAUUGAGAUCCAUACUGAAACCCCUCGUACGACCGGAAUACCACCAGUCUCUCAUCGAGCGACAGGUGUUCGAAUCACUCCCCGAAGACGUUAAACGACUACUUAUUAGCGAGCUUCGUAUGGCCCGGGAAACCCUUCCGGACUUCGAUAAUCUCACUAAACCGCAGCAAAUUUUCACACUAAAAACUAAAUACAAAAAAUUCACACAAAGGGAAUACUUCAUUAAUCUAGCUGCACAGGAACAGGAUAAAUUACUGGACAUGAUAAAAAAUUCUGAUGAAGAUGUUACCAAAACAAUAGACACUCAGCCUCCACUCGCGAAGCAGGCUCGAAACGAGGAACCAAACAACGAUCAACCGGAUAAAACUGAUACAACUAUCAAGACAUCGGAGAAGCAAUCCUUACCCAACCCAACAAUCACACCUUCGACAGUGCGUCAUGUGACACCGGCACUUGCAACUACCGGGAUGAUAGCCUACCCGAGUUCUAACCCCAUUCGAUACGGUCAUCCUAUGAAUGUACCUAUUAACCGGAUAGGCCCGGGUAUCAAUUACCCGAAUGUGGUUUACAGAUCGAACAUAGUGAAUCCUAUGCAAAUGACAAUGGUGCGUGGGCAAUCGGGAACAAACUGGCCACAACAAGUUGCAUCGAUGGCGUACAAUGCUCAGAUACGACCUGUGAUGGCAUACAAUUCAUGGCCACGACCCGGUAUGAUGAAUCCCAAUAGACCACCAUUUUUUCGUUGAAAUAAUCAUGAUCAUUAUCAGUAUGAGAAUAUUUUUUUUGUAUGUAGAUGUUUUAUAUGAAUCGGUAUGUGAGAUGGUUGAAUAUUUGAAAUAAAUGUGACAAGCGAA
Messenger RNA from Malaya genurostris, 4281 nucleotides. RefSeq lists its product as uncharacterized. Gene Ontology annotation, molecular function: RNA binding. The transcript is spliced from 15 exons. Lineage: Eukaryota; Metazoa; Arthropoda; Insecta; Diptera; Culicidae. Gene Ontology annotation, cellular component: ribonucleoprotein complex. The record is from RefSeq and is a predicted model, not a curated record. The coding region runs from base 142 to 4173 and encodes 1343 amino acids.